AUGCAGCCACAAACAGGGUUCCUGUCUCUUGCUGAAGAACUCUUGUUUUGCAUUUUGAGCUUCCUUCCUUACCGAGAUAUUCUUCGGUGUACAUCUGUAUGUAGAACUCUUCGCCAGACGUACUUGUCCUCCUCCGAACUUCAGUACAUUGUUGAAAUAAGUGGACAACAGUUGCUCGCUAUCCCCAACACGGACAAUAGCAUACCUAUUUCUAAGCGUCUGCAACUUUUGAGAGACAAAGCUCACGCAUGGUUCAAGGUUGACAUCCACUCUUUCGAAACGGUCUCCAUAACAAGGGCACCGCUAUCUCGAGAAAACAUUGUUGCUGGUGGGCAUUUCUGCUUGUGGAACACACACGAAGAUACGGCCAUGAUCUUUCCGAUACUUCCAAAGCCCUCACAACAGUCAAUCCAGCGAAACUGGCUUCCAGGAACGUUGUGUUCGGUUCCACACUCAUGCAACCUUGAUGUUUUUAUGGACCCAGCACAAAACCUGAUCGCUGUCGCUUAUGUUAUUCAUCGCAAGACAGUCUAUAUUAACCUUGGAGCCCUAGAUGGUGAUGGUGUUCACCCUCAGGCUGCUGGAGAGAGACUAUUUUGGUCGGACGACUCGGAAAACCACUCUGAAACGACAAAUGCAAAGCUCAAAGGUUUUGGGAGGCAUAUCGCUCUGUCGCGUCGCUUGGACGAUGAAAAUUGGACUUCGUUGGACAAGGUGUGGCAGCUGCAGAUCUGGGACUGGAAAUAUUCGACAACAUCAAGUAGCAUCCUCAGCGGUGCAGUACCCAACCGAUCCGGCGCCUUAAUUGAUUUUUGUUUCCUCGGCAACAAUCGAUUACUUGUUAUAACCGAUAACUUGAAUCUCUAUUCAAUUGAGAACAUGUCCCAGACGCCGGAAUUGCUGGCGUGUUUCCUGAUGCCCAUCCCAUUGAUGCUACGGUACCUUUCUCCGAUAGAUGAUAUUGGGUAUAACUCACAGCCGCAUAUGCAAGCCCAAGCGACGAUGUGCACCUCGGACCCUACACAUCGACUCAUAUGCCUUACUGCGCUUUCUUCUCGUUCCGGUUUAUUUUUCAGUACUCAAGUCUUCAUCAUUUCCACGAGGAUUUUCUUCGACCUUAACGAAAUGGUAGCAGCAACGCCAAUACCAUGGCAACAUUGGGGUCCUUCAAAUACUCGUAUCUUCCGGCACCCAUUUCAUUUCAAAAUUCACAUUAACGGAAAUCGAGUCUUGCAGGCACUCCCUGUCGGCACGCGCUACUCGCAGCUUAUAUUACAUCUAAUGGACUUUAGCCCUCUAGCUGUGACAAACAGUCGGGGUCUAGGACGAGUGGUGAAAGAGCCGUCCACGACAUACAUUAGUGCCGGUGGAUUUGGAGAGAGCUUGACAACAUCUCUGCCUUACGUCCAGGUCCUAUUUUCGGACAGAAAGUUUGAUCGUGCUGAUUCAGAGUUGGAGGACAUGUGGAUCGACGAGGAGAGGAUUUAUAUGCUUCAUGCAGAUGUGGAAUACGCGACGUUCGAUGGCAAUCCGAAUUUCCUGACAAGCCCUAUUGACAAACUUGAGGUCAUUGACGUCUAGCCUAACUUACAUGUACCUAGACUCGUCCCGUUCUAGUUCCCACCAUACUUGUCCUCCUCCGAACUUCAGUACAUCGUUGAAACAAGUGGACAACAAUUGCUCGCCAUCCCCAACACAGACAAUAGCAUACUACCUCUUUUUAAGCGUCUGACACGCAUGAACUUGUUGACACGUGACGCUUUGUCAUCGAGCAAACUCCAGCCGCCGAAGCCCCUGACCUGCCCGAGGCUUUGGCCCCAGAGUCUACAUAGUAGAACCUAGAGUCGGGACUUUCACUUCCCUGUGAGGUGCGUAGCCACAUUUGCGAAUGCGAAGGUAUUAAGUGAGAAGAGGCCCCGAGAGGAAGGUGAAACGUUGCCUACGCGAGGUAAAUUGCAAUGCACCUGAAGAGGAUCCCACACGCGGUUGAUUUUUUCAUUGAUUGUAUGAUAAGACGAGAAG
Molecule: messenger RNA, 2022 nt
Organism: Suillus fuscotomentosus
Lineage: Eukaryota; Fungi; Basidiomycota; Agaricomycetes; Boletales; Suillaceae
Exons: 4
Coding region: 1-1581 (526 amino acids)
Molecular function (GO): protein binding
Source: RefSeq, a predicted model, not a curated record